Messenger RNA from Aspergillus campestris IBT 28561, 864 nucleotides. RefSeq lists its product as uncharacterized. NCBI's taxonomy places the organism in Eukaryota, Fungi, Ascomycota, Eurotiomycetes, Eurotiales, Aspergillaceae. The transcript is spliced from 4 exons. The coding region runs from base 152 to 742 and encodes 196 amino acids. The record is from RefSeq and is a predicted model, not a curated record.
CUUCGGUCGUUCGUUCAUUCAUCCAGUCAUUCAUUCCCUCAAUACCAACUACAAUCCACUCAUUCAAAUACACAUAGCCAACCAACCAACUCUACCCUCCUUAACCAUUUCCUAUCAACCUAUUUACUUAACAUAUUAUAUCUAAACCACAAUGCGAUUCCCCCUCAACACCAUCCUCGCCCUCACAGCAACCCUCGCCCCAGCCGUCCUCGCCAGCCCUCACAAUCCACACGGCAGCCAUGGCCACAGCCACGGCGGCAACUACUGCAGCCAGCCCAUCAACGAGAACCUGAUGCAGUUGACAGGGGAGGCAAACGAUAAUGCCCAUUUUUGCAGAAGUUUGUCGAAUGGGUUGUUGUCGAAUGAUGUCGAUGGCCUCAAAUCCCGCCAGGACCAACUGAGAGACGAUAUCUUCGGCGCGUACUCCACUCUCCGGGGGAGUAGUUGCACGGAUAUCUACCCCGGGGCUCAGCGUGAUCUGUGUCGGAGCUUUGUGGAGUUCACCCACGCCGAAAAAGCCCUCCAGUACGCCCUGCGCGCCAAAACCGACGACCUCGAGAGCGACGCCGCCUACGAGGAUAUGAUUCGCUGUGAGGCGGAGACGCAGGAGAACUAUUACCACCUCGCCGAUCUCCUCAUCGAACUGAACCCCGUCUGCUGCGAUGAGAUCAAAGAUGCCACGCGCGAGAUGAACUGGGCUUUUGCGGGGACUCAGUCCAAGUAUACCAGUAGCUCGCAUUAGGGUGUUACCUUUUAUCUGUCAGCCUGACCUAGUUAGCUUUUAGCUAGUCGGUGUAUAAAGGGGUUGGACUCCGGUGGAGUAGAAUAGUGGAUUGUUAUAUAGUCAAAACUGCAGCCAUGCUU